Molecule: messenger RNA, 195 nt
Organism: Dichotomopilus funicola
Lineage: Eukaryota; Fungi; Ascomycota; Sordariomycetes; Sordariales; Chaetomiaceae
Exons: 2
Coding region: 1-195 (64 amino acids)
Source: RefSeq, a predicted model, not a curated record
AUGUGCCACAAAACAACCUGCAAUACCUGCCAAAAAACAACCUGGUUCGGCUGUGGUUUCCACGUUCCCAGCGUGAUGGACAGCGUUCCGAAAGACGAGUGGUGCACGUGUGAGCCCAAAGUAGAAAAGAGUGGGAGGGAGUACCCGCCUGCUGGAUCUGUCUUGGGUGGCUUGGGGAAGUGUAUUGUUUCUUAG